AUCCAAACAAAUCCAAUUUUUUAUUUUUAUUGAUGAUACUCGCAUCGCUAGUAGUGCUCAUAGAUGAGAUCAUUCUACGUUUUGCCGCAGCAAUUAAUGCUCAAAAUGUGUAAAUUGAAGUACAUCAUAGUUGUUUUCGCAUUACAUCUCGUUUUAAGUUCCGUUGAUGGCGUUCCUGCUCCACAAAGUCAGCCCAAUCGAAGUCGGACAGAGUCUCUUCCUGCAUCUGUAGCUCAGGAAAGUGUGGUACACAGCUCUUCUAAUAAAACCGCUACUAAGACGCUUCUCAAUACGAGCAGCGGACGCAAUUCGUUUCCGAAACCGGGAAUACAGCAAAAUGUAGGAGAUGCUUCACAUUACGUAAAGACUGUAAUACCCACCAGAACGGAAUUGAGGGACAGAGCACCACAGAAUUCCAAGAUCAUAGAUGUUCCUCACGCUGGUGAUGUUCCUCUUCUUGCUCCGAAGCAGGCAAAACAAAGUCAGGUUGUUGCUGCUGUUUCAAAAAAUUCACUUGUUGGUAAUUCGAAGCCAUACGUUAAUGAGCUGCAUCCUAAGCGUAUGUCACCACAGACAAAGGAACAAGCUCCGCUUGCCAGCAAAAAUGCGCAACUCACGAAGACCACCACUCCCAGUGUGCUUGCUACGUCGGGGACAACCGAUGUCAGUGAACCAACACAAACAGAAAGCGAAUUAGAGGCCGACAGACCCGAAUAUGCGGGAGAGACCGAGAAGAGUCCGGCGAAGAAAGCGGAUGUGAAUGCAAAGAAAAAGGCUAGUCCGUCCCAGAAGACACCAGAGCCCACAGUGUGGUCAAAAGCUGCAGAAAGUUCUCCGCGUCCGUUGCAGAGUGUUGCGAAGGCUAAGCAAAGUGCACAAGAUAAUGCUUUAGUGAAGGGCGUAAGCUCUGUCAUGCCACCCAAGCUGGGCGUUUCUCAGCAGGCCUCGCUUUCGGACCAAGAAAACCUAACUUCGCUCGGACUGAUGCCAUACGACGGAAGACAGUCGGACAAAAUUGAAACAUCGAAGCCAAAGAACAGUAUUUAUCUGAAUGGAGGCGACGUUGCAGACUUCACAUCGCAACAGUCACAAUGGCUGGAGCCAACCCGAGCAGAGUGGAAGAAGCCGCUUGAAACUGUGGACAUGUCCCCAGUGGUGACGGAAGAGGAUAGUCACUUCUUCGCUUACUUCCUCGCAGCAACGGUGCUCUGCAUCCUGGCCUAUCUGGCAUUUCACAACAAGAGAAAGAUUAUGGCGCUCGCAAUUGAAGGACGUGGAGGACGGCAACGACGGCACACGACAGCUUACAGACGCCUCGAGAACAUGGACAAGGAGGGAAGACCCAUUUUCUGAACCUCCCUUCGUCUCGAUUCCCAUUAGGUCAUCACCCAUAAUGGCCGUUUCUGGUCAGCCAAAAAUGGACAAUAUCGACAUACUCCGAUCAUUUCCUUUCCAUUGUGCCAGAGUUACAAAUGGGCCGUCCCGGUUUUACACCUAGUGGUGACUUGCUUUAACGAACAACUUUUCUUUAGCAAAUCUUUCUUGAGUUCUGUGUCAGGCAACACUGUACUUUGAUCAGUGUUGCGGUUACAAUGUAUUUAUAUGUACAUAUUGUGGGCCAAAUGUCCGUACCUAAGUUCCUCGGCGUUGUAAAAAAAAAGAAGAAAAGAAAGCGUCAGUUUCACUGACCAUUGUGUCUCAAACUUGAACGCUACUGAAGUGCCACCUCGCUGUUACUGCGUUCACUCUUGUGUGUUAUGUAGAAAAUUUUCAGGUUUUGUUGAUCGUUUGCAGAAUUGUGAUGCUGCACGUUUGUGAGCAAGUGUGAUAGCUACAACGAGUGCUCUCGAUUAUCCUGAGUUACGGGUCUGUAAUAGAAGUGCAAGUUGUGGCUUUUUUCUUUUUACCUACUGUCUGCCCUCUCGUAUGUUCUUGUGUCUCCCAUUGACGUUGUUUACGGGGUGUCGACAGAUAAACUUUGCAGUCGUUUCUUCACCUUUUGCGAUGUCCGCUUAACUUUUAUGGUCAAACUUUGCGCAAGAACUGGUUUUCUGCUUUGAGUGCUGAAAUGGAACUUGGAGGAACAUCCUUAUCUGAUAAAGCACCCAUUUCUGGCACAAAAUGGCUGGCCAUGGGAGGGUUACUGCGAGGUCCUGCAAGAGCCACGACUAAGCUCUGGAUAUUUCUGUUGUUGCUUAAGUUAGGCAUCAGCUAGCAUGGAAUUGGUUGAAACUCGAGACUCGCAAAAUAGUGGAAAUGCGGGCUAGUCGGAAUGUCCACGUAAUAAAAUUAAUAUUAGCGCAAAUGGGGACACAGAAAUACAAACUACUGCACUUGUCCCAUCUAGUUUGUAUUCCUGGGCCUCAAUUUGUGCCGGUAUUAAUGUUGUUAUAUCGAGACUGAGCUUACUUGCCCACCAAGUACAUAUAGCUAAGAAUUUGAACCAGACCUGGUUACUUUAUCAGAUAGAGACGUUUUUUUCCCCACUCAAGCUAAAUCGGAAGACUAGCCAAGAAACCUUGUAUGUCACCAUCUUGUAUAUGCAUGUUGCUGUGUCAAUGGUCAAAUCGAUUGAUAGAGGAAUAAAAAAUUUUGAAAAGGA
This is a messenger RNA of Ornithodoros turicata, 2602 nucleotides long. RefSeq names its product trans-Golgi network integral membrane protein 2-like. NCBI's taxonomy places the organism in Eukaryota, Metazoa, Arthropoda, Arachnida, Ixodida, Argasidae. The coding region runs from base 64 to 1353 and encodes 429 amino acids. The record is from RefSeq and is a predicted model, not a curated record. The transcript is spliced from 5 exons.